Messenger RNA from Aspergillus glaucus CBS 516.65, 504 nucleotides. RefSeq lists its product as uncharacterized. The transcript has 2 exons. Bases 1 to 504 code for a protein of 167 amino acids. The record is from RefSeq and is a predicted model, not a curated record. Lineage: Eukaryota; Fungi; Ascomycota; Eurotiomycetes; Eurotiales; Aspergillaceae.
AUGCCCCUCCUCCCGCCCCCGCCGCCCCUCCCCCCAGCAGCACCCCCAGGCACCUACCUAGUUACCCUCCUAAUCUACCCCAACCACUGGGCCUACUACAUCCCCUCCUUCACGCACCCAAACCUCGGCGUCCUCCUCCACACCAUCGGCGGCGACACAAAAACCGGCUUCAAAUUCAGUAUACAACGAAGCUACGACUUGAGUCUCCCUGAGAACCAGAACCCACCGCCUACACAUAGGAUUCCGUUGCAGUGGGUUGAUGAGCGGUGGUUUGAUGAGGAGAGGAUGUUGAAUGGUGGGGUUUGUGUGGAGGAUUGGGAGCCGGUUUGUGGGUUCGAGGGGGUUGUGGGGAGGGUUGGGAUGACGGGGUGGGGGGAGGGGUUGGAUGAUGAGGGGGAUAAGGACUGGGUUAUUAAGGUUUCUGAGGAGCUUGUUAGUAGUGGGGUUUUUGGGGAGAAUGUUGUCAACUAUCUUUAUACGAUCCGGGUAGCGGAGUGGCUAUAG